UACUCGGGCAAGUGAAGAAAUUGAGUGCACUCACUAAAAAAAGAAGUACAAUAAUGUUACAAUUAGCAUUAUACAUAGAACAUGGGCAUUCUAAUCCUAGUUUCUCCUCAAUGACUAAAACAUAAAGAACAUUUUCAAGUUCACCUCCAAAGAGAGUCACCACAAUAUGUUGAAGCACAAAAAUGAUGAAAUCAUUUUGAUCCUAACAUUUCUUUUACUGGUCUCAAACAUAUGUUGGUUAAUGAGUCAAAAGAGAGUGAAGGAAUGUAACACUACUAGUCGUGUCAAGAAAAAUGUACAAGUUUUCCUAUUAGCAGGGCAAAGCAACAUGGCAGGACGCGGCGGAGUCAUUAGAAAAAUUGUUGGAGGAAAUGUUACCAAAGUCUGGAAUGGGUUUGUGCCUCAAGAAUGUAAACCAAAUCAAAAAAUUAUACGAUUUAAUGCAGCUCAAAAAUGGGAAGAAGCACACGAGCCUCUAAAUUAUGGAAUUGAUUGUUUAGCAAGUUGUGGGCUUGGCCCUGGAAUGGCAUUUGCUAAUGAAAUUCUUAAAAGAGACUCAAAUUUUGGGGUCAUUGGUUUAGUACCCUGUGCUAGAGGAGGAACUGGUUUGUUUAAAUGGAGGCGUGGGUCUCUACCUUAUGAUGAAUUGGUUAAAAGAGCAAAAUUGGCUGAGAAAGAUGGAGGAAUUAUUAGGGGGUUAUUGUGGUAUCAUGGUGAAAGUGAUGUAAAAGGGGGAGAUGGAUACAGAGAUUAUAAGAUCAAUUUGGAGAAAUUCAUUCAUGACUUGCGUAGUGAUUUGAAUUCUCCUAACCUACCCAUUUUACAGGUUGUCCUACCAUAUCCGAAAAAGCCAUUUAAAGGUCCAUAUAUAGAAGAAGUGAGAACAGCUCAAUUGGCCAUCAACAUCUCAAAUGUAAUAAAGAUAGAUGCUAAGGGACUAGAAAUCGGUCCAGACGGCAUUCACCUCACAACCCCAGCUCAAGUUCAACUUGGUCAUAUGUUUGCUCAUGCUUUUCUUAGCCUAAUUAAUUUCACAUCGUCGAAUACCUUUAGUUUCUACAAGUUUUUUCAUAUAUUCUCUUAGAUCUUAUUUCCUAAUCUUUGUAUUUUAUUUUUUUAAAAUGAAGUCUCUUACCACGUUCAUAAAUGUUAUAUCCAAGAAUCAAUAUUUUCCAAACUUUUGCUAUAUUCCAAGG
This is a messenger RNA of Lycium barbarum (goji berry), 1196 nucleotides long. RefSeq names its product probable carbohydrate esterase At4g34215. The transcript has 2 exons. Bases 167 to 1084 code for a protein of 305 amino acids. The record is from RefSeq and is a predicted model, not a curated record. Lineage: Eukaryota; Viridiplantae; Streptophyta; Magnoliopsida; Solanales; Solanaceae.